Molecule: messenger RNA, 2350 nt
Organism: Paramuricea clavata
Lineage: Eukaryota; Metazoa; Cnidaria; Anthozoa; Malacalcyonacea; Plexauridae
Source: the annotation of a GenBank genome assembly
AUGGCAAUGGCAAGGGCUGUCGUUGAGGACUUUCCUUUUCUGAAAGAUGAAGAAGGCCAGGGAUUUGUAAGUGUAAUUGCUAGUAAGAUCAUGAUUAAAUGUCCUACAUACAUACAUACAUGUAGAACUGCUGACUUUGUACAAAACCAUUGUAUUAGGAUUUUGGUACACGCUGCUUACAUGUGGGUAGCCUGCAUUGUUGCUAAAGCUGGAGUAAUAACGAGGAACAGAAUUGCUGCAACUUGUAACAAAAUUAAAUGCCUCGUGAUUUGUAAUGUAUGUGUAAACAUUGAAAUUAACAUGCGCAUAAAUCAGUAUGCAUAAAUUUUGUUUCAAGUUGUAGCAAUUACUCCACCUUAAUUGCUAUUGUCAAUUCUGAAUUUACUGAAAGAAAGUAUUAAGUAAUUUAGACACAGUUGAAAUAUUAUAAACACAUUUAAUCACAUACAAAACAUCGGAUAUGACAAAAAUAUGUAAGCGACUGUUACAUGCAUUUUUCAAUAAUCAUAAACAGAUUUAAGAAGUUACAAAGUAUUUUAAUGUCUCAAUAAUAAUUUUCACACACUGAACACUACAAAGGGUCAAAGUAUAUAUAUACACGAAACAAAAUACACGAUAUAUCGACAAUAACUCUGAAAAGUGAAAACCCUGUGCCGUUGGUACUGCCAGACUGUCAGUAUGAAACCCCACGAUUUUUGCAACCGUACGUUUGCCUUUUAAUGUGUUUUUCUAUUUUUUUUAGAUUGAAUUAGACUUCGCCUUGGUUCUACCUGAAUCUGUAUCAGAUAACUUGUUCUUGAAGUGGACACCUUCCUUUGCCAAUAAAGUUAUUAAAUAUGCAGAAGACCAAGCCAAAUGGCAAGUCUACCUGGGUAUAAAUAUGGAACAAAUUAACUCCGGUAAGUAUAUUCUUAGUACAUGUCAUUAUCAUAGCUCACAUGUCUAAUUAUUAUGCAUAUAAAUAAGUUAUAUUAGGCUAUUCUAUUUAUAAGCUGUAUUAAAGUCAAACCGGAUGUUCUCUUUCAAGCAACAUUGCAAUAUUGUCCCACAAUAUUGCAAUUUUGAUAGUCAGAUUGCUCUAGCAAUCUGCAACCGACGCAAACAAAUUGCAAGUUGAACUUCACAACAGAUUUGUAAAUAAAGCCUCUGAUUGGACUAUACCAUAAGAAAGAGGGAAAGCCAAUCAAAUAGUCUGAGCAACUGGAUUGGUGCUUUCCUCUUUCUUAUAGUCUAAUCAGGGGCUUUGUUUGCAAAUAUGUUGUGGAUUUCAACUUGCCAUCUGUUCUCGUCAGUUGCAAAUUGCUAGAGCAAUCUGACUAUCAAAAUUGCAAUAUUGUGGGACAAUAUUGCAAUGUUGCUUGAAAGAGAACAUCCGGUUUGACUGUAAGUUACUAACUAUAUACAGUAUAUACAAGAUGCUUGGUAUUGUGAUUUUACUGAACUGUAGGUCGUUAGCUACACCGUUCUUUUUGCGUUUUGAGCCUCAAUGUUCAUGAAGAGAAUAAAAAUUAUAAUGCUGACGGAUUAUCUUGGGAGAGGGUGGGAUGUACACCCCCCUGGCCCUUACAAUUUUUGCAACCUUACAGCGGUAGUUGGCCAACCCAAAACAAAAAAGGUUUUGUGCCCUUCAGUUUUAAAUAAAUAUAUAAUAUUUUUAAAUUAAGUAUAAUGUGUAUUGGUUCCAUUUUUUAGAUGAAGCAAAGCAAAAUGUAGCAUUAUCAAUACUUCCAUGCAUUUUGCCUGCAGGAAGAAAAUGCAAGAAAAGAUGCAGCAUUGACAAUGCUCUCAUCAUUUAUUGAUGUUAAACCUGUAAGUAUUUGACGUUUAUAGCAAAAUGAACCCAACAAUUUUUUCUAGUUAAAAAUUUGUUUCCUUGCAAUUUUUGGCAAAAUCUUGGAUCCCCCCGGCCUCUCUUGUCUUACAUACAUGUGUCUCAUUUAAGUUAGAUGGUGAAUCUGAUUUAUUUUUCUAUUUAGACAGGUACAAAUAUACCAAAGUAUUUGGAGGAUAAUCUUAAGCCACACAUACUUGUUCUUGGAGAGAACCCCCGCCAAGCCUGCACCCCCACCAAGUAUUUCUUGUUUUUGAAGGGAAAUGCUUGGAAAGGUCCAAUCUAGUUGAAGCUGUAGACAGUUGUUUCAAGCUAUUUUAUGUCCUGGACAUGGAAUAUCCGUGGCAGAGUAAUGUUACAUGGGAGUUUUUCCAGAAGGUUGUAUACUGUUUGGAAGACAAGACUCCAAGAAAAACAACCUCAGCUGUGAUCUCGAUGCGUGCUACCCUGACUCAUAUGCAUAGUGGACCUUUAGAAGUCUGCAUGUACUUGAUCAACUUUGUUAAGUAUGUUAUAUAA